AUGGGUGAUAUCGGCGAGCAGUCGCCAGACCAGCCCCUUGUCAGCGAUUCUCUCGUUCCACCCAGAGAGAUCCAAUGUGCAUGCACAAGCACCGUCUCUCUUGACGGCAUACUCAACCCACCGCUACAGCUAAGAGAAGACCUCAAGGAAGGCUGCGGCGGCCAAAUAUGGCCUGCCGGAGUCGUCCUGUCGAAAUAUAUGAUCGAGAACCAUGCCUCGGACCUGCUGGGCAAGACAAUAAUCGAACUAGGUAGUGGAAGUGGUCUCGUAGGACUCGCCGUCGCAAGAGGAUGUGCCACCGAUUCACCGGUCUAUAUCACCGAUCAAAUGGCGAUGUUCCCGCUGAUGCAGCAGAAUAUUGAACUGAAUGGCCUGACGGGCGUGGUACACGCAGCGUUACUCGACUGGGGAGACGAAGAAGCUGUUCGUGCGCUUCCCAAGGCGAAAGUCAUCCUGGCUGCGGACUGUGUCUAUUUCGAGCCGGCGUUCCCCCUGUUGCUAUCAACUCUUGAAGCGCUGCUGGAGGAAGAAGAUGCAGUGUGUUACUUUUGCUUUAAGAAACGCCGCAAGGCAGACCUACGCUUUAUCAAACAGGUUAAGAAGAAGUUCGACUUCACGGAAGUGACUGACGGAGUUGAUCGUGAAUUCUGUAAACAGGAACGGAUCUUCUUGUACACACUUAGACGGAGAAUGGCAAAACAUUGA
Messenger RNA from Microsporum canis CBS 113480, 705 nucleotides. RefSeq lists its product as hypothetical. Bases 1 to 705 code for a protein of 234 amino acids. The record is from RefSeq and is a predicted model, not a curated record. The transcript has 2 exons. Lineage: Eukaryota; Fungi; Ascomycota; Eurotiomycetes; Onygenales; Arthrodermataceae.